Messenger RNA from Staurois parvus, 337 nucleotides. The record is from the annotation of a GenBank genome assembly. Lineage: Eukaryota; Metazoa; Chordata; Amphibia; Anura; Ranidae.
UCACCAGAUCCUGGCUGGUGAUUCCCCACCGGCACCUGGCAAUCUCCGUGUAUCACUGACGGGGAGAGACCUACAUGCUGCUUUGUAUCUCUCUGCACAGCAGAGAGAUACAAAGCAGCAUGUCUCCCAAGUAAAGCAGCACACAAUGUAAAACACACACAGCACACAGUUAACCCUUUGAUAGCCCCAGAUGUUAACCCCUUCCUGCCCAGUGUCAUUAGUACAGUGUCAGUGCUUUUUAUUAGCACUGAUCACUGUAUUGGUAUCACUGGGGAUCUCAGUGACAGUUAGUCAGUUCCCACCCAGUGUCAGAAUGCCCACUGCAGUCCUGCUAUAA